This is a messenger RNA of Bursaphelenchus xylophilus (pine wood nematode), 3069 nucleotides long. Lineage: Eukaryota; Metazoa; Nematoda; Chromadorea; Rhabditida; Aphelenchoididae. The record is from the annotation of a GenBank genome assembly.
AUGACGAGGAGGCCGGAGAUCACACCAAUCGGGCAAGUUGUGUUGAAAAAGAUUGAGCAGCUCCUGGAAACAAAUUCAGAUCACGUGGCUGUGGUAGGCCUUUCGAUUUUAUACGAUGCAAUUCAAAUUGGGCCACAGCUCUCUUACUUCUCAAUUUUAAGAUUUACGAAGACGUCCCAGAUCAUCCCGCCGUCCCGUACGAUCAUAUCAACCAGUGCACCUUGAGCUUGUUGCAUUUCCUGAAACGCGAAGGGUUUCUGGUCGAAAGAGGUGUGAUUGGAAUAUGCCUUGGGAACACCCAUCAUUUCGUGAUUUCCUUUACAGCGGUGACGGCAAGUCGCACGAUUGCAGCAUUAUUUGGUCCCGAUAGUCCGCCAAGUAAGUACAUACAGUGACGGACUUGAUCCAGUGGCAAAAAACGUACCAUUUUGCAUCCGGGAAGCAUCCAAAAUGUGGCAAAAUGCUUCCCAAGCGAAAAAACUUCGUUUUGAAGGGCGCGCCCUUUCCCUCACAAAAAAAGCGGGCGCCCUUUUGAAAUCGGAGUUCUUUCACUUGGGGAGGGAAGCAUUUUGCCACAUUUUGUACACUUCCCAGAUGGAAAAUGGUACUUUUUUUGUCACUGGAUCAGGUUCCCCACUGUAAUUCAAGGAGGUUUUCCCGCUCUUCCGACCCCAUGCAAAUGGCUAUUUUGGGUUUUUUUACUACGUUCCCUUGCAAGCGUGAAAAUUAUUUCAGUUAUAUUACUAAAAACUACCCGAACGCUUUAAUAAUUAAGGUUAUUUUCAGUGGAUCUGCUCAAUCAACUCAACGAUUCACGAGCCGAAACCUUGAUAACAACGGCCGAGAUAUACCUUCAACUUCUGGAGCAAAGCCGGCAUUGGGCGCACUUGAAGAAUGUCGUAUUGGUCAACAGGUUCGGAAAGCCUCUGGACGUCAAAGGCUUCAAUGUUUACACAUGGACCCAAGUUAUUGCGCAUAAGCCGAAAUUCCAUUUUCAGUAAGAAUUUUUGAGCUCGUUUAUUACAAAAUUGCAAAUUCCAGUUCAAUGGAUAGAGCCUACACCUUGUUGCCAAGGGAAGUACUCCGAGUGCGACGCUCAGAUUUCGAUGACUUGAACAAUUUAAACUCAUUUUUCAAAAAAUAUAGUGGGGGAUUGAUCCAGUAGCAAAAAACGUGCCAUUUUGUAUCCAGGAAGCAAAAUUUGGCAAAAUACCUCCCUCUCCAAGUGAAAAAACUCAGAUUUCAAAAGCUUUUUUUGUGAGGAAAAAGGGCGCGCCCUUCAAAACGAAGUUUUCUCACUUGGAGAGGGAAGCAUUUUGCCCCAUUUUUGAUACUUCCCGGAUGCAAAAUGCUACGUUUUUUGCCAUUGGAUCAGGUCCCCCACUGUAAGCAUUGAUAUCUGGAUGCUUUACGAACGGGAAAAAUCAAAAAGAAAAAAUCGGCGCGCGUCGCACUUGGAAGCCUUCAUUUUUGAAUAACGAAUUUCAGUCAGCAUUCGACGGGUCCAAAUGAUCCGGCAUUAUUAAUUUAUCCGGAGAAGCCUCGACGCAAUCACAACGCUAUCCUGCUCAGCCAUUCUGCACUCUUGACAAAGGCAAAAACAAUGGCCAGCAUCAUUUCCAAGCGUCUGUCAUCAACACAAUCUCAAUUUGAAAUCAUCACCGCUCCUUCGCAUGUAAUGGAAGGCGUCGUGCAUAUUCUGAACGCUGUCCUCGCCCAGCGCACGCUCGUCGCCUGCGAAGACAAAGCCGACAUAAUUUGUGACACAUUGACAAAGUACCAGCCGAAUUACUUGACUGUUACCAUCAACACAGCGCUUGAGAUGGUGAAAUUCCCGCUUCCGCCGUUAACUGAUGUCCGCUCAGUACAAGUCCUUGGGAUUAUUUCGCACUGUAUUGGGAGAGAUGUAGCCGAAGAAUUGGUCCGUAAAUUCAAUAAUGUCAAACACUUUGUGCAGACUUUGCGGAUACCGGAGCUGCUCAAUUACAGUUGUUUGAGCGCAGGAAUCAAAGACGUUGGAAAUUGCGGCACAGUGCUUGAUGAUGUUGAGUGUAAGGUAAAGAUUAAUCAGUAUAAUGUUUCAACGGAAAGCCUAGCGUUUUAGAUAAUUGACACGGAAACUGGGAAGAGUGUUCUUGCCCAUGAAGUCGGUGAACUUUGGGUAAAAUCCCCAACACUUAUGUGCGGAUAUUGGGGGGACCCACAAGCAAAAGCCAACGUUAUUACACACGAUGGAUGGUACCUAACUGGUAGGUUUAAUUUCUGUCAAUAACCCACUUAUAUUAUAUAUCAAAUGUGGGUAGAAAUGAUGGGAAAACCUUUCGAACCUAGAACUUAGAUCGCAUCUGCACGUCAAACUGAGAUAGGCUAAAACGGUCCGGUGAAUAUAGCAGGUUGUCAAUCCGCCAAAAAAGACCCGAAAAAACUUUUAGUCGGGGAAGAAAUGGGGAUUUUUUGUGGCGAGAGAGUGCGUUUUUGCGCGUCUUUUUCUCUGACUUCUCUGUGAAAUCAAGACGAAGUGUAAAAAACCGAUAACGAAGAGUCUAUUCCGGUCACCGGACCCCUCAAUUUGACGUGCGCUGCCGUUCGGUGGCGUAGCUACCAAUUUCUCAGCUACGCCCCUGCCGCCGUUGAAAGCUUGAGCUUUCCUUGCGGCACGCAAGAACCAUAAUUCGCAAUCGUAUGUAAAUCGCGUUUCCAGGCAAGCUCGCGAAAUUCGACGAACAUGGAAACCUUCACUACGUUGCUGAAUCAAAUGAAGUUAUCUUUGUUCAAUCAAGCCCAGUGUAUCCACCGCUGUUGGAGGAGAAAAUACUCGAACAUCCGAAGGUUGCGGACUGCGCUGUUGUUGGAGUUUCGCAUAAGAAGUAUGGAAAGGUGCCGCGAGCGUUCAUUGUGAAACUUAGCAUGGACUUAACCGAGGGGGAAAUCCACGAGCACGUUAAGCACUGCUGUUUGGCCGAAGAAGAGUUGCUUGGAGGGCUGUAUUUUGUGAGCAAGAUCCCGAGAAACGCGAGUGGCGGAGUUGAUAAGCAAUUGCUUGUUAAGCUAUUUGUACUUCGAAAAUAA